Molecule: messenger RNA, 1605 nt
Organism: Opisthorchis viverrini
Lineage: Eukaryota; Metazoa; Platyhelminthes; Trematoda; Opisthorchiida; Opisthorchiidae
Exons: 6
Coding region: 36-1253 (405 amino acids)
Biological process (GO): Arp2/3 complex-mediated actin nucleation
Cellular component (GO): actin cortical patch; Arp2/3 protein complex
Molecular function (GO): actin filament binding
Source: RefSeq, a predicted model, not a curated record
CUCAGCCGAGCCUCGGUUGCUUUUCCCGAUCGGUCAUGGCCACAGACGGAUCUGGUGAUAAGAUCAUAGUGUGUGACAAUGGAACUGGGUUCGUUAAAUGUGGUUAUGCCGGGUCAAACUUCCCUGAACAUAUAUUCCCUUCGAUGAUUGGCCGCCCUAUGCUUCGGGCUACUUCGAAAAUCGGGAAUGUUGAAGUGCAGGAUAUCAUGAUUGGGGAUGAGGCGAGUGAACUUCGUCAGCUUCUGGAAAUUUCGUACCCCAUGGAGAAUGGGAUUGUCCGUAACUGGGAUGAUAUGAUACUCCUCUACGACUACAUUUUUGGCCCAAAGAAGAUGAAUGUCGAUCCCAAACAUUCGAAGAUCCUACUGACGGAACCGCCGCUGAACCCUCUAAAGAACAGGGAGAAGAUGGUUGAAGUUAUGUUCGAAAAAUACGGGUUUAACGCUGUCUACAUAGCCAUCCAAGCGACUCUCACGUUAUAUGCGCAAGUUUUCUUUCCCAUCCGUUUUCUAUACAUAGGACUGAUGACUGGUGUGGUUGUCGAUUCUGGAGACGGAGUAACGCAUGUUUGUCCUGUUUACGAUGGUUUCUCCAUGCCACGCCUGACCAAAAGAUUGGAUGUCGCUGGACGGGAUAUCACCCGGUAUCUGAUUAAGCUUCUACUGCUUCGUGGCUACGCUUUCAAUCAAACCGCGGACUUCGAGACAAUACGCCAAAUGAAAGAGAAGUUGUGUUACGUGGCGUACGAUUUGGAGCAGGAGCAAAGCUUGGCUCUGGAAACUACUGUUUUGGUGAAGAAAUACACGCUCCCUGAUGGUAGGGUCAUAAAAGUUGGUGGCGAACUAUUCAGUGCUCCAGAGGCGUUGUUUCAACCUCAUUUGAUCAAUCACGAAGGCGUUGGUAUUGCCGAACUCUUGUUCAAUACCAUUCAGUCAGCAGAUAUCGAUACCAGACCAGCUUUCUAUAAACAUAUCGUGCUCAGUGGGGGCAGUACAAUGUAUCCUGGUUUGCCAAGUCGACUUCAGCGUGAAAUCAAACAACUGUAUCUACAGAAUGUACUUAAGGGUGAUACUGAGAGACUCUCUAAAUUCAAAAUCCGUAUCGAGGCCCCACCGCAACGUAAGCACAUGGUGUUUCUGGGCGGCGCUGUACUUGCGAACAUCAUGAAAGAUCACUCAAACAGUUCGUGGUUGACCAAGAAGGAAUACGAAGAGAAGGGUCUGAAGAUUCUGGAGAGAUUAAAUCAGCGUUGAAGUUUGCGAUUCCUCUGCGUUCUACCGACCCACCCGUUGAUUUGCUAAUUAUUGCAGUUCGGAUUUAUCCGUCAACCACUACUGACUUGUGAGCUGCGUAUCCACAAAAGUAUGACGGAGUUAUAAAUUUCUACUCUAUAUUUCUAACGCUUGUUCGUUUGCACGCCUCAGCUUCAAUGUCUUUCUAUAAACUUUGUAUGACCAACUACAACGUACUGCACGAUCCCAAGAUAGCCAUGACAUCAGCACAUUAUGAUGUACUACCUUUGUGCUUUUGUCGUUGAUCUUUACCCGGAUGAUGCUCAGUACUUUUUUGUACUUCACAAGACACUUAACUUCUACACAACCAAAU